CGCAUACACGCUACGGCGAUUCCAAAACAUACGCACUGAUAAUUGAUACGCACAGAGCUUAAAUUGGCGAAACCCUUUUUGCUUGCAUAAAGUCGGCGUUUACGAACUUCUACCUUCGUCUCUCAACCACCCGUUUAGAAAAAGCACUUCCAAUUUUGGGGGCUGCUGCUGACCUUGGGUAAUUCGCCUUCCUGUUUGCUUUCUUUUCAUUUGCCAGGGUGUUUGUUCUGUGUAUUUUGUUUCUUGAUUUGUUAGCGCGUUUUCUUCGUUUUCUAAUUGAUAAAAGCGAAACCUUUAAUAAUUUUUAAUUCUACAGGUGUUCUCGUGAAAUCCUCAGCUUUGAGGGUGUGUUUGUUUGUUUUCCAAGGUUCCGCCUUAAUAAUCAUUGUUUCUCCGGUUGGAACAGAAGCUUAAAAACAUUUUUUUUGUUGUGGACAUUCAUUUCCUGCAUUUCCUGCCUUUUUGGUACCUCUCAUCUUGGUUUCUCGUUUUCGUCUUACAGUCCUUUCCCUGUAUAUUCCUUUAAAUUUUCUUCCCGACUGCAAUUCCUCUGAAGAACAGUUUUUCUCUUCGUCCUUCCCCUCAUCUACUUUCCUUCAUAUUUACAUUUCCCUCAUCUCGUUUGAACAAUGCCUAUGAGGUUUUCUGACGCAGAUGACGCUUCCGGCUCCCAUGUCGGUAGCCUUCGCCGGAAGUUUAGCAUGCUCAUGCCUAUGACUGAGAACGCAGACGGCCCCAGUUUGGUAAGCCAGAGUUUCCAGGACCACGGGGCUAUUCACCUGCAGUCAGCUCAGCUUGCAAUGGCUGAAACUGAUUCCGGUGUUCCUGUUGCCGACUCGCUGGCUAGCUCGCCCGCCGAUGCGUACAUGGCCACCGGUUUUGGCAGCAUUCAAUCCAGCCCUGUGGUGUCUGAGCACAAAUUCCCAGAACGGGAGCCUUCGCUCGGUGGACGGCCUUCUCGUGUGUUCCCCUACAAUCAAGCACCAGCUGAGACUGAAGAAAAUGAACGUCGUCCCCUGCUCUCUUAUGCGCCCGAAACGGACAACGACUGGAAUAUGCCGAAUGUGUCGAACUCCAACGUCCUCUCUACAGAUUACACGCCCCGUCGCUGGCAUGAGCGAGCUCGUAUGUACUGGAAGUCUUCUCAUGAAUUUAUGUGCGAUUCCGCUGGUCCCUCAAUUCUCAUUUCUAAUAUUCCUGCUGUGUUGAUCGGUCUUUUGCUCAACAUCUUGGAUGCUCUUUCGUACGGUAUGAUUCUUUUCCCUCUUACAUCACCCGUCUUCAGCAAGCUUGGUCCUGAUGGUAUUGCAUGCUUCUAUGUUAGUUGCAUUGUCAGUCAGCUGGUGUUCUCGUUUGGCGGUUCUUGUUUCAAGGGUUCUGUCGGUUCUGAAAUGGUUGAGGUUAUUCCUUUCUUUCAUCAAAUUGCCUUUACCGUUCUCGCCCGGGUGGGUCCGACGAAUCCUACGUCUGUUAUUGCGACUACCAUUAUGUCCUAUUCUCUUUCCUCCGUCAUGACCGGUGUCACCUUUUAUUUGCUGGGUCGCUUCCGCUUGGGACGACUCAUUGAGUUUUUCCCUCGUCACAUUCUUGUUGGUUGCAUCGGAGGUGUCGGCUACUUUUUGUUUUCCACUGCUAUCGAGGUUUCUUCUCGUAUGGAGGGCAACAUGGCUUAUGAUUGGGCCACUCUGAAGUUUCUCUUUAGUCCGUCCGUUUUCCUUCACUGGGCCAUUCCUUUGGUUCUGGCCUUGGGUGUCGAGUUGGCUCAAUCACGCUGGAGACACCCUUUCCUCGUGCCUGCCUUUUUUGUCUUUUCUCCGCUAAUCUUCUUCACGGCUGUUUCGCUCAUUCCCGGUCUCACCAUCCAAGACUUGCGUGACAUGAACUGGAUUUUCCAGGCUCCUGAAAGCAAUGAGCCUUGGUACCAUUUCUGGACACUUUUUAACAUCAAAGAAACAAACUGGCACGCAAUUCUCGACACGGUUCCCGAGAUGAUGGCUUUGACCUUUUUUGGAAUUCUUCAUGUUCCCAUCAACGUUCCGGCCCUCGCUAUUUCCACCGGCCAAGAUGAUGUUGACACUGACAAAGAGCUCAUCUCUCAUGGUAUUAGUAACGGGUUGUCUGGUUUGAUUGGCAGUAUCCAAAACUACAUGGCUUACACGAACUCUUUCAUCUUCAUUCGCAGUGGUGGUAACAACCGGUUGGCCGGCGUGAUGUUGGCUAUCGCAACUGCUGGUGUGUUGUACCUUGGCCCUGUUGUCAUCGGAUACAUUCCCAUUUGGAUUGUGGGCGCCUUGAUUUUCCUGCUCGGUAUUGAGCUGCUGAAGGAAUCGCUUAUUGAUACAAUUGGAACAGUUACUACCAUCGAGUACAUUACGAUCGUAGCCAUCGUGGCCACAAUGGGUAUCAUGGACUUUGUUUUUGGUAUUGUUCUUGGUAUCAUUUUGGCCUGUUUCUUCUUUGUCAUCCAAGCUUCGCGUCGUUCAGCUGUCCGCGGCAUCUACUCUGGCAAUCUUGUCCGUUCCACUGUUCGCCGUCCCGCCAACCAGCAACGCUAUCUCAGCCAAGCAGGCAGUCAAAUCCAAGUUUGCAAGCUUUCUGGCUUUAUGUUUUUCGGAACCAUUAACGGUGUGGAGAGCACGAUUAACAAUUUGAUCAAGGAGUUAAGCUUCUCCAAGAACCGUCUGCGUUACUUGAUCAUCGAUUUUAGUCUUGUUUAUGGCGCAGACUUUAGUGUUGUUCAAUCAUUCCAGCGUAUCCGUCGCCUUUUGUCGGCACGGGAUGUUCAGUUGUGUGUUUGUGGUUUGGAUGAGCGUCGUGCUUCGUUUAAAACGCUUUGCAAUAUCUGCUUUGUUGGUGAAGACAAUAGCAAUGUUCAAGUUUUUGAGACCGUAAACAACGCUCUUGAGUACUGUGAAAACAUGUUGCUCAAGGCCUUUAACCUGUAUCGCAACAAGCUUCUUCAAGAGCAAAUGCGUAUCAAUCAUCUGGAGAUGCCAAAAUCUGCUUCCAAGUUCUACAGCUCGGACGCACAAUCGUACUCGCCUUCGCCAAGAUUGGAAUUUCUGCGUCAGGCUGCUGUUUCCACCUUACAGGACGAGUCUCAGGAGCUCCCUUCUAUCGUUAAAUACGCCCGUUUUGAACAACCAUUCCCUCUCAUUAUGCAAGUGUUUAAUGGUCUUACUACGAAGAACGAAGAUCUCUGGCUCUAUGUGUGUCCUCACUUCAAGAAGUCUUUCCUCCAAAAAGGUGAUGUUCUCUGGCAUGCCGGUACUCCCGCUAACAGACUGUGUAUUGUCGAGUCGGGCAUGUUGAAGGCCUUGUACAACUUAAGUGCUGAGAAACUUUCCGAGAACAUUACCGGUCUGUGCGUUGUUGGAGAGCUGCCUUUUAUGUGUCAAUCUGCUUUCCGCGCUACUGUCACUGCCGAAAUGGACUCCGUGGUCUGGUCCCUAGACAUGGACUCUUGGAAACAAUUGUCUCAGGACGAACGGAUGGGCAAAGAGAUCAUAAACGAGUUUCUCCUAAUUAGUUUGAAACUGACCCAGGAGAGAAUCAGCGUCAUUACGAACUUCGCGUUGAACAUGCAUGCCUAGAAAGGUUCUUUUUCCGGCGUGCAGCAUGCACUCACACGCAUUCUAAGCAUCUUGUCAUUAUCACCGCCAUUGCAUUGCAACUCUUGACUACUACUUUUAUUACUACAGUCACCACAUUGUUGUUGAUACCGCAGAACUAUUUUCCCCGAGUUUGUUUUAUAUUGUCUCAACCUCCCUGCAUUUUCGAUAACCUAGGUUACUUAUUAGGUCUUCUAUCUUGGGUUACAAUGAUGCUUAGACUUGCUGACGUGCUGAUCGUUAUUGAUAGUGGCACCAAAAAAUUAUAGUUUUUUUUAUAGAAAUGAAUUAAUAUUAAUCAUUAAAAAAAGAGAGGAAGAAA
Messenger RNA from Schizosaccharomyces japonicus yFS275, 3933 nucleotides. Its product is annotated as sulfate transporter. The record is from RefSeq and is a predicted model, not a curated record. The transcript has a single exon. Bases 630 to 3593 code for a protein of 987 amino acids. Gene Ontology annotation, biological process: basic amino acid transmembrane import into vacuole. Gene Ontology annotation, molecular function: arginine binding; basic amino acid transmembrane transporter activity. Gene Ontology annotation, cellular component: membrane; fungal-type vacuole membrane. Lineage: Eukaryota; Fungi; Ascomycota; Schizosaccharomycetes; Schizosaccharomycetales; Schizosaccharomycetaceae.